CGUGCGACGUAACGACGAUCGUUUGCUCAGAUCAUGUGACUUGUCCACUCUCAUAAAAGCGUCCACACUGUUUCCGCAAAGGUUGCAAAGGUUUCGGAGCUUUUGAAACCGGUUUCGUCAGCACCCAUCGUUAGUUGAAAAUAGCUUUGAAAAUGUUCAGAAAAGAAGAGACUCUCGCAAUGCGGAAUAAACUGAUUGGGAAAUCUUGUAGACUUUUCUAUUCUGACGAUCCUGUGAAGAUAGUCAAAGCCAAAGGUCAGUAUUUGUAUGACGAGAAUGGCCAACAGUAUUUGGACUGUAUUAGCAACGUUCAGCACGUGGGUCACUGUCAUCCCAGCGUCACACAAGCAGCCACGGCGCAGAUGGAGCUUCUGAAUGCCAAUGCACGCUUCUUGCACGACAAUAUAGUUCAGUAUGCCAACCGCCUCGCUGCCACGCUGCCCGACAAGCUGAGCGUCUUCUAUUUUGUCAACUCAGGAUCGGAGGCCAAUGAUCUGGCGCUACGUUUGGCCCACGAGUACACCAAACAUGAAGACAUUAUUGUGCUUGACCAUGCAUAUCAUGGGCACCUAACUUCACUUAUUGAUAUCAGUCCAUACAAGUUCCGGAAGCUGACAGGACAAAAAGAGUGGGUUCAUGUGGCACCUCUACCAGACACCUAUAGAGGCGUAUACAGAGAGGACCACCCAGACCCUGCCCAGGCAUAUGCAGACACUGUGAAGGAUGUUAUCGACAAGGUGCAACUCAAAGGUCGCAAGGUUGGUGCGUUCUUCGCCGAGUCGUUGCCUAGCGUUGGAGGCCAGAUCCUAUUGCCCAAAGGAUACUCAACCAAAGUAGCCGAGUAUGUGCACUCUGCAGGGGGGGUGUUUGUGGCAGAUGAGGUGCAGACAGGUUUUGGGCGUGUGGGGAGUCACUUCUGGGCCUUCCAACUGCAGGGUGAGGACUUCUGCCCUGACAUAGUGACUAUGGGCAAACCAAUGGGCAACGGGCAUCCCCUGGCAUGUCUGGUGACCACCGUGGAGAUCGCUGGGGCCUUCACAGCCAAUGGAGUGGAGUACUUCAACACGUUCGGAGGUAAUCCAGUCUCAUGUGCCAUUGGACUGGCUGUCUUGGAUGUGAUUGAGAAAGAGGACUUAAGAGGGAACGCCUCACGCGUAGGUGCUUACCUAGUGGACCUGCUGAAGCAGCUACAGACCAAUCAUCCAAUCAUUGGAGAUGUCCGAGGAGUGGGGCUGUUUGUGGGAUUGGAGCUGGUCACAGAUAAAGAACAGAGGACCCCAGCUACAGAUGGAGCAGCACAGGUUGUCAGAAGACUGAAAGACAAGCGUAUCUGCGUCAGUACAGACGGCCCCUGGGAAAACGUCAUCAAGUUUAAACCUCCCAUGUGCUUCCGUAUGGAAGAUGCCAAGCUGGUGGCGGACACAAUUGAUCAGAUUCUCACAGACAUUGAGAGCGGUCAUUAAAAACUGGACAAUGGAGACAUCCAAGACAUUGUUGGGAACACCAGAACUGUCUUCCCCCAGAUAAACGGGAGACACCAUGGAAGAAAACAAGGAAUGCACCCGCAUUCAGGACAUUCAAUACCAAAUCAUUAAGACAUGAAGAUUACACUACUACAUCUACCAACACAGAUGGUUUGAGACAGCUCAUGAAUGAUUAUUAGUGAGCACUUUUGAUCCCCACAUUAAGGACAGAAAAUGAGCAGUAACGACAUGCAUCAAAAGCAAUGUAUUUCUACUAAAACACUGUACUGUGUGACAAUGACAAAAAAAAAAAAACAUUAAAUACCUUGAUCCUCCUCGCAUUUACAUUUCCUGUGGAAAUAGAAUCCCUGCCGCCACAUUGUAACUACCGAAUCGAGUACUAACCUCAAGUAAGUUCUACUGAUACAGUAGGAAGAGAGUACGUAAUAUACGCAAACUUGGAAUGGACACCAGACUAGACAGUCGCUUCCAGCUGACCAUGAGAAUUGUAGAACUGAAUGGCAACAGUGACUUUGUAUACAAGUAUUAUGACUGUAUUGGUGACGAGCAAAAAGAACAAUGUAUGGGGUGGGAAUGCACUUACCAGAGGACUACAGUUAUCACCUUGACACAUCCACCUAUGAAAACAUACCAAAUACUGUGGUUCAACUUCCGAUCCAUAGCGGGGUAUGAUCAGCUAGCCCAGAAAGUAAAUAAAACCAUGUACUUAGUACGGCUUUCACCCCAUUCACUGAGCCAGUUAUCCCUCUGCCAGCGAAGUAUCUGCCACCGCACCCCAACGAGGCAUCUGCGCAGAGCCAUUUUAACCUUACCCAAGACGAGCCAUUUAACAGUACAAA
Esox lucius (northern pike) is the source of this 2323-nucleotide messenger RNA. RefSeq names its product 5-phosphohydroxy-L-lysine phospho-lyase (gene phykpl). Gene Ontology annotation, cellular component: mitochondrion. Lineage: Eukaryota; Metazoa; Chordata; Actinopteri; Esociformes; Esocidae. Gene Ontology annotation, molecular function: transaminase activity; pyridoxal phosphate binding. The transcript has 13 exons. The coding region runs from base 153 to 1463 and encodes 436 amino acids. The record is from RefSeq and is a predicted model, not a curated record.